Coniophora puteana RWD-64-598 SS2 is the source of this 1128-nucleotide messenger RNA. RefSeq lists its product as uncharacterized. The coding region runs from base 1 to 1128 and encodes 375 amino acids. NCBI's taxonomy places the organism in Eukaryota, Fungi, Basidiomycota, Agaricomycetes, Boletales, Coniophoraceae. The record is from RefSeq and is a predicted model, not a curated record. The transcript is spliced from 2 exons.
AUGGCGCGGUCGUAUCAACCUAGACGCGGCAACCUAACAGCAGUUGAUGUCAUUGAGUUUCUCGUGUCCAUCUCGCCUCUGACAGACGAGGAGAGAUCAGAUACUCUCUUUGCUCAAUUGAACUUGAAUACAUCCUUUACGGAGGAUCAGAGCCCAGAAAUGCGUACAGCAGCACAAAUUGAAAGCACAGGGAGGGAGGAAAACAGACGUGAUAAUCAUCAGCACGUAGUUUGUUCCACGUGCGGGAAGAUAUCAGAGUACCACCAGCAUCUUACCCAAGAAACAUUUUUGACAACUAAAGAGCACCUGGAUAGCACAAACCAGACACACAACAAGGACAACGAACAUGAGGUCAUAACAAACUGUUCAAAGCUCAAGGAUAUAGUACCGGAAGCACGGAAAGAUGCAGGCGAGCACCAGUGCAACACCCUAGAUCAUCAAAAACAAGGGCCAAGCAUUAAUGAUGUCGAAUCCUUAAACCAGGGGUUGUGCAGGGAAGGGGGUUUGACGACUAGCCAGGAGAUAUCUAGCUCUGGAGUGAGAAUGCGAGUCCCGGAAGCAUGUGCUUCACCAAGCCUGCCACGGAUAUGCCAAGACGAUAUGCUUCCCGUUCACAGCUCUCCAGGGAAUAUAGGGAAGGCUAAGCAGCCCAUUCCGACUGCUUCCCCCAGACACAACCCUGCUUCACUGUUCCUAAAUCUCUUAGAUUUUGCUCCCGAGGAAGUCGACGGCAAUCCUGAUAGCCAAGCAUUGCUUCCUAUCGAACGUCCCCCAUACACAGCCAGUGUAGUCCCCACUGGGAUCAGCGCAGAGGGCGUGGUUCUUAACACUGUUCCUCCACAUAUGCUGGGAGUGCACAGAUCAAGCUCAAAUACCACUACCACGGCUGAAAGUUCAGCACUGUCCUCAGUGGCAGAACAACCAGCAUUGGCUUGGUCCGAUGAAGCUUCCAAGCCAAAACUUCAGUUCCAUCAAAAUGGUACAUUGAUCUUCGCUUCCUGUGAUAUUGACUCCACCAUCGACUCAGAGCGGUUCACUAAACUUUCUCCACAGAUCAGAAGCUCCCUCGCCAGAGAGGAAGCCCCAGAAAACAUGCGAGUACUCGUGGGCAUACCACUCGUGGGGUAG